Molecule: messenger RNA, 3091 nt
Organism: Parasteatoda tepidariorum (common house spider)
Lineage: Eukaryota; Metazoa; Arthropoda; Arachnida; Araneae; Theridiidae
Source: RefSeq, a predicted model, not a curated record
GAAGUGAAGGAAGAAAUCCGCGCUCUGUGUAUCUUUCUUUUGAUUUACCACGUUUUACUGGUGCCGCGUUGCAACCGCGUGGUUUUGGGAAUAAAUGUUGUGGAUGAAUGUAUGCAUGCGGUGAUAUUAGUUAUUUUAGCUACUGUUUGCCAUUCUUUAUUUCUUCAAUAAUUCGAUCCUGUUCAUCUAAGUUUACACAAUGAUCGAGUCAAGUUUAUUAACACCAUCGUUGAUAAAUGAUCUAUAUAUGGAAGGGCCUUUUCAAGAUGUUAUUGAAAGUGACGAUUUUAUGUUCAAAUAUGAUGAAUCUAUACUCAAGCUUUUCUCACAUAGAUAACUAUAAUCAAUCCAGUACAUAUCCCAGCAAUUUAAAUAAAUCAAAUGUAACUCUUUCCAAGAAGAAAAGAUCUGCAUGUUCACAAGAAUCCAUUAAAUCUUGGUCAAGUAUGACUGCUGAGGAGCAAAACAAGACAUUACUAGAAAUAUCAGAUACAGCUUGUAGAAUGGGAAUUGCAGAACAAAUUGAAGUAAUACGAAUUAUGAAACCAGGUGUUGAAAUUUCUGCUGAAAUGACAGAAUUCACUCUAGAUGUUUCCUUAUUAAAUGACACAAAGUGGAAAAAAAUUCAAGAAUAUUUUAAAAGACAUAAAAGGCCUGUAAAAUCUCGGAAGUCCUCAAAAGCAGGAAAAUCAAAUUCUUCUGUGUCAAGAACAUCUAAGAAACCUAGACAAAAAAAAGAAAAAAAUUUCCCAGAAACUGAUGAGUUUAGAAAAUUAAAAAGAAAACAGCAAAGGCAAGGAAGAAAAGAGGAGAAGAGUGGACUCUUUGUUUAUGAAAAAGUUGUUAAAUUUAGUAGUUUAGAAGAGGAUGAAGAUGUUAAUAUAUUGGAAUAAAUUUCUAUCAUUUAGUUAAAAUUCAAGUAAUCAUCAAUGGCUCAUCACAGAAGUACAUUCAUCCACUUGUUUAAUUUAUUUAAAAAUAUCAAGCUCAAGCAUUAUAUUUGUCUUUUAAAACGAAAGAAUUCAUAGUUUUAAAUAACAUUUAUAACAACGAUAACAUUUACUUAGAACACAGGUUCAAAGUAAAUUAUUUAGAAUCAAAAUAGGGUGCUGGUACAAAUGAGUUUCAUUACAGUGACUGCCUUUAAUAAAAUUCACAUUCGCCAAAAUAUUACUUAAAGCAAGCUCACUUUCGAGUUAAUUUUUCAGUUUUAACUUUUUUUUAUUAAUUAUGAUCAUGCAUUAUCACAAGUAGGUAUAGUUAAUAAUUCAAAAUUUAAAAAAAAUUUAAGUAUUUGAAAUGAAGGUGAUUUAUUAAACUGGAGGCACUGUAUUUGUGCACAUUUUACAUCAAUGUAAUAAUCAUGUCUUACAUUUUCCAAUUGUCAAUCAAAAAUAUUUUCACCAUCUUCCUGAAAAUAGUGAGAUUUAAAUUUGCUGAUUAGAGUAUGGAAUGUUUGGUGUAAAUAUUCAAAUGAACACUUAAUCUAAAUAAAGAAAAGGUGUUUGCCUUUAUUUUAAUAGGAAAUUAGAUUACAUUUUUCCAUUUAGAUCUUUGAGAAAUAAUUUUACCUAUAUAUAUCAAUCAAUUUUGUAAAUUAUGCCAUUGUGGGACAUUUUUGAUGGUCUUCCCAUUUUGUACAUUUGUAUAUACCAUUUGAUAUGCGAUUAGAAGUUUGUGAUCAAGCAAGAGAAAAGUAAAAAUUGUACUAUUCCUCCUUAAUUACUUUUAGUAAAAAUUUGUAAUUAUGGCCAAUUUUACUUUGCAAAAUAUAUGAGUUUAAACUUAGCAUAUUUACUUAGUGUAACCGUUGACGAACUCCAACUGCUACGGGUAUUCUGUUAUUUCAGAAAAUAUUUUUCCUUGAGGUAGCAAGUUUUAUGUAUUUAUAAAUUAGGAUUAAAGAAUUUUGUACAUCACUAAACACACGGAAUUUAAACAGAUAUAUAUCUAUGUAUAUGUGUGUAUAUGCAUAGAUAUAUUAUAUGUUCAAUUAUCUGGAUCAGUUUCAGUCUAGUUAAUUGGUAUUCUACUGUAAAUAUAUGAAGUCAUAUAGACAAAAUACAUUAAUUUUAAAAUAUUUUUGACACAGGAAAAAAUAUUUCACCACAGCUUCAAAUAGUUGGAGUCUGCAUUGAUGUAAAUUUUUUUUUGUUGAUUAAUCGCUCAUAUCAACCUUUGAAAUGUGACUUAGUUAAGAUGUUUCAAAUAUUUUUACUUCAGUGAUUGAUAGCUUGCAAACGUCAAAUAUGUUUAAAAUUAGUGGAGAUAACUAUUUCCAUGAUACAUAGGUAUUAACAGUACAGUCUGAUAAUGAAGCUAUAAAUUUAAGUAGUUAUAUAACAAAGUGAGAUAUUUUUAUAAAAUUUUUACUCUGUUAAAAGUUGAAUUUUUCAUUUUAAACAUAUCUACUUAACUAUCUGUUGUGAUUUCUAGAAGUGUUUGUUUUUCAUGAUAAUUUUCUGAAAUUUAAAUUACCUGAAUUUUAGGUAGAGUAUUAGCUAUUCAUAGACAGAGUAACAAAUCCUAUUGUAUAUGUUUAAUAAUUAAAGAUGAAAAUAAGAUCUUCAGUGCUUAUUGGGUUUUCUGUCUGCAGAAUCGUUCUAUAUAUAUUGCAUGAAACUAAUUACAUUCUUAAUAAGUUUUACAAUUAAAACUACCAUUUACUAAGUUAUACAAUUAAUGAAUUAUGCUAUGCUUUGUGCUUAAGAGUUCAAAGCAUGUUUCAAGAACUUUGUUUUUAAUAAAUUCAAAAAAGUGACUGAAGUUUUACAUGGAAAUUAAAUUUCUUUGUGUUAGAUGAUGUGUGAAAAAGGUUUUGUAUUGAUUAUGAAGAUUUUUAAAAUAGGUAUAAAAUGGAAUCUUUCACGCAUGUAUUAGAAAGUAUAUAUAAAAAAUAAGGUUAGCACUUUCAGUACAUUCCCUUGUUAUAUUUUGAUUAUGUAAAUUUCUCUGAGUAAUUCUGUCAUAUCUAUUAGAAAUUUCAACUAAUUUUCUUUCUUUAUAAAAAUGCUUGGCGUUUUGGUAUUUUAAUGUACACUACAGUUUUGUACUUUUUGUAAAUUUUAUGAUUAAAAUGUUCUGUUUCCUA